Lineus longissimus is the source of this 1302-nucleotide messenger RNA. Its product is annotated as G-protein coupled receptor 183-A-like. The transcript has a single exon. Gene Ontology annotation, molecular function: G protein-coupled receptor activity. NCBI's taxonomy places the organism in Eukaryota, Metazoa, Nemertea, Pilidiophora, Heteronemertea, Lineidae. The record is from RefSeq and is a predicted model, not a curated record. Gene Ontology annotation, biological process: G protein-coupled receptor signaling pathway. Gene Ontology annotation, cellular component: plasma membrane. The coding region runs from base 77 to 1096 and encodes 339 amino acids.
GAGGGGCCCUAAUGCGGGGCAAAUAAAGUUUUUCCUAAUUCUGACUGAAACAUACGCAGAUUCAAACAUCCGCAUCAUGGCCGGCGAGGAAACACACACAAUCUCAAAAGAAGUAAGCUCUCCCGUCAUUCAAAAGUCCAUUUCUUAUAUCCCUGUUCUCAAUAUUGUCAACUUCACCCUGGUAACCAUCCUGCCACCCAUUCUUGUGGUAGUCGGAAUGCUUGGCAACAUCCUGAGCUUCCUUCUCAUGAACCAAUCAAAGUACAGCAAAUCAACCACGUGUUUUUACAUGCGAUGUCUCGCGAUAUCUGACAGCGCUUACAUCUUUGGCCGAAUGAUUCAGCGGUAUCUACUCGUUGUCGCCUCGAACAUUCUAUUGGAACCAUCCAUCAAGACAUAUUUUUGUCUAUUUUACUUCGCAAUGUUUCAUUUUGGUUUAAUCCUGUCUCCUCUUUUAUUGACCGUCAUGGCAAUCGACAGAUUCGUGGCUCUAACCUGGCCACUGAAGGCUGCAACCGUCUGCACGAUGCGACGGUCGAAACAACUUGUAUUUGUGAUCAUUUCCUUGGGCACAGUCCUGGGGUGUGCACAACUCUUUCGGUCUUACCAUGAAGAUUUAAGAUCAUGGUAUUGCACGUAUCAUUUCAUUGGCCACCUUGUGUUUGACCAGGUGUUUAAUGCAAUCAUCAUUUAUAUACCUUUUGUAUGUCUUCUCAUCUGCAACAUCGGCAUCAUUCGUGCUAUCUUCAUAAGCGCAAGAGAUACUAGUCUGUCAAGAAGAAAACGACCUUCGUCUAUAGAAACAUCUAUAACAAAUACCACUCUAAUGGUAACAUGUAUAUUUAUCAUAAGUAUUAUACCAAAUAGAUUUGAGCAACUCUUCUGGUUGUAUCUCAAUUAUGACCCAUCUUCGGAACUUAUAUUUCAUAUACAAGUCCUGACUGCCAAUUUUGCCAUCUUCAUGGAAAGUUUAAACUACUGUUUGAACUUCUAUAUGUAUGUGUUGUCUUGUAAACGGUUUAGAAAGGAGUUACUGAUCAUAAUUACGGGUCGCUAUGAAACAUUGCGAAAAUCAACGCAGUUAUUCUCUCAUUAGUAACUUAGAUAGAGAUGAGAACAGAAACGUUGGAGGAAGAAACCGGAGCCCCCAGAGAGAACCUACAUGUACUUGUAAUCGAGUGUCUCCCUCUAUCUUUCAUUUGACAAUUCAAAAUGCUUAUCAAGCGAUGUCAUCUUUAAGAAAGAAAGUAAAAACGAUUUUGAAAGGAGUGCUUGAUGCCAAAUCAUUAGUGUAAGAAAUGG